AUAUAAAACAUACUGCAGCAAAUGUUUUUGUCUCUUUUUGGAUUGCUGUGAGAGUAGGAAGUAUGAGCGGAACGUUAAGAGAAGGGCUUCUGUUUGGAAUGGGUAAUCCACUAUUGGAUAUCCUGGCACAUGCAGAUGAGAAGUUUCUUAAAAGGUAUGGCUUAAAACCAAAUGAUGCCAUUCUUGCAGAAGAAAAACAUCGUCCAAUGUAUCAUGAAAUGAUUGAAACCCUUCAUGUGCAAUACAUAGCAGGAGGAGCUACACAGAAUUCCAUGAGAGUUGCACAGUGGAUUAUAGGAAAACCAAAUGUUACCACCUUCAUGGGGUGUGUUGGAGACGACAAAUUUGGUAAGAUCCUUGCAGAAAAAGCCAAAGAAGCUGGUGUAAAUGUGCAAUAUCAGAUCCAUAAAACUGAGGCAACUGGAACUUGUGGAGUUGUUAUUACUGAGAAUGGAGCUAAUAGGUCUUUGUGUGCUAACUUGGCCGCAGCUAAUUGUUUUAGUAAAGAUCAUUUAGAGAAGCCAGAGAAUAGGACAUUGAUCAAAAAUGCAGACUUCUUUUAUAUUUCAGGUUUUUUUCUGACUGUCAGUCCAGAAUCAAUCUUAGAAGUAGCAAAAUAUGCUUGUGAAGCCAAUAAAGUUUUCAUGAUGAAUCUCAGUGCACCAUUCCUCAGUCAGUUUUUUAAAGAACCAAUGAUGCAGGCUAUGCCUUAUGUUGAUAUUUUGUUUGGAAAUGAAUCGGAAGCUGCAACCUUUUCUAAGGAACAGAACUUGGGGCUAACUUCUGUUAAAGAGAUUGCUUUAAAGAUUUGUGAGUUUCCCAAAGAAAACAAACUUAGGUCAAGAAUGACUAUAAUAACUCAAGGUUCAAAUCCAGUAAUUGUUGCUUGUGAUGGUAAAGUAACAGAAUAUCCUGUAAUAAACCUCAAAAAUGAAGAAAUAAUUGACACAAAUGGUGCUGGAGAUGCAUUUGUUGGUGGCUUUUUGGCAAAGUAUAUUCAAGGAAAACCUAUUGAUGUAUGUGUGAAGUGUGGUGUAUAUGCUGCCACAGAGAUUAUCAAACAGUCAGGUUGUCAAUUUCCCCAAGAAAUUACUUUCAAAGAAAACUAACUUGCGGAGAAGAAACCUCUGAGAUCCUGGAUAAUUUAGAAGAGUAAAGUUUUGUUUUUUUUAUCAAAUAUAACCAUGCAAUUUCAAGCUGGAAGAUGGCUUUGAAUACUGGACUAUUAUGAAGUUGUGUUUUUUUUAUAUUUAGUGUGUGUGGGGGGGCAUCUUAGUCUUUAUUAGUUAGUUUUGAAAACUACAGUGUAUUAAUGAGUUUUAUUUGUUGUUUUUUUUAGUACUUUUUACUAGUGUGAAUUUGAUAUGAACAUUUAACUUCUUCACUGCGGCAGCAGAAUUCAUUCUGUGUAGAACUUUUUUGGUAAUUUUGUUAUAAUGUUGCAGUUAUUGUCAUAUAGAACAAUCAUGUAGCCAGGUGUAGAAGUGUGUGGGGGGGGGGGUGUUUUGGGUCUAAAGUUGACGUCGUUUCAUGUCUUACUUUAGUACCCAGGGACAAGAAAAAUCUGAAAUAUGUAAUGGUUCCUUUAUUAUCACUGCAAAUAAACAUUUCUAGUUAAUUUGUUCUGAUAAAUAUGAGCAUGCUAUUUCUGCAUGUAUGAAGUGUUACAAAAAGCAAUCAUAUAAUGAGAGGCGUCAUCAAAGAAAGGAAAAAAUAAAUGUUAAUAGGCAAGUGGAACUCAGGCUACAGGUUUGCAAAUUUUAUUUUACAGUAGAAUCCUAUGUUUCAUGAUGAUAAAUCCAUCUUUUAGUUACAAAUCAUUUUAAGGUCUACUACUCUGUUAUGUAAUUUAUUCAUCUUGAUGUAUACAUGCAUACAAGACUCAUGUAAAAGGUUCUCUGUAGUUAAGGUUGCUUGGGAUAAGUAUUUUAGAUGUUCUAAUAUUCACUGCUUUGAUUGUUUCUGGAAAGGUCUUUUGUACAAAUUAAAUUAGUACUUAUCAGAGCAACCUAACCACUUAAAUAAUUUUUUUAAAACUCUAUCUCUUAAUGAGUACAACUAAGAAAGCACUGCUUUAUGUUCUUACUUUUUAUUAUCAUUUGGGUACCCUUGCUGUUAACAAUAUUUUUGCUUGUAAAUUCAUUAUCUCAUGAUAUUUGGCAAGCUUGUGAGACUUAAGUUUA
Limulus polyphemus (Atlantic horseshoe crab) is the source of this 2183-nucleotide messenger RNA. Its product is annotated as adenosine kinase-like. The transcript has 11 exons. Gene Ontology annotation, biological process: purine ribonucleoside salvage. Gene Ontology annotation, molecular function: adenosine kinase activity. The coding region runs from base 63 to 1109 and encodes 348 amino acids. Gene Ontology annotation, cellular component: cytosol; nucleus. NCBI's taxonomy places the organism in Eukaryota, Metazoa, Arthropoda, Merostomata, Xiphosura, Limulidae. The record is from RefSeq and is a predicted model, not a curated record.